This is a messenger RNA of Cylicocyclus nassatus, 342 nucleotides long. NCBI's taxonomy places the organism in Eukaryota, Metazoa, Nematoda, Chromadorea, Rhabditida, Strongylidae. The record is from the annotation of a GenBank genome assembly.
AUGAAUCUGCUAAAAACUGUAGCAAACGGUACCACUUGGAUCUGCGUAAAGGAGCGUACAUUAUGCGAAAGCAGUGCAUCAAUUGAUUUCUUCGGCUGUCUGUACUUCGCUUUGUCUCUCAUAUGGAUGGCAAUGGUUGUCUACAACUGCUACCUCAUAUGGUGCAUCUACUGUCGAAUCCUGGAAAUACCUCUUCCAAAGCCACGUGCAACAACUCCAUGCACAUCGACAGCGUCCACCAUCGAGCCUCUUCCAACAUUCAAUGCUAUGCCUCUUCCAGGAAUCCCGCCCACGCGCCCAGAUACCAUUCCUGCUCAUGCUGCUGAAAAGCCGAACAUUUGA